Molecule: messenger RNA, 3657 nt
Organism: Ustilaginoidea virens
Lineage: Eukaryota; Fungi; Ascomycota; Sordariomycetes; Hypocreales; Clavicipitaceae
Exons: 6
Coding region: 1-3657 (1218 amino acids)
Biological process (GO): intra-Golgi vesicle-mediated transport; retrograde vesicle-mediated transport, Golgi to endoplasmic reticulum; endoplasmic reticulum to Golgi vesicle-mediated transport
Cellular component (GO): COPI vesicle coat
Molecular function (GO): protein binding; structural molecule activity
Source: RefSeq, a predicted model, not a curated record
AUGCAGUCCUCCCCCGGCAUGUUGACCAAGUUCGAGUCGAAGUCCUCGAGGGCAAAAGGCAUUGCCUUUCACCCCAAAAGACCAUGGAUUUUGGUGGCGCUUCAUUCUUCUACAAUUCAACUAUGGGACUACAGAAUGGGGACCCUAAUUGACCGAUUCGAAGAACAUGAUGGACCAGUCCGGGGCGUGGACUUCCACAAGACUCAACCACUGUUUGUCUCAGGUGGUGACGACUACAAGAUCAAAGUAUGGUCGUAUCAGACUCGACGCUGCCUCUUUACGCUCAAUGGUCAUCUUGACUAUGUCCGCACUGUGUUCUUUCACCACGAGCUACCCUGGAUUCUUUCGUCAUCGGAUGACCAAACAAUACGAAUCUGGAAUUGGCAGAAUCGAUCACUCAUCUGCACAAUGACCGGCCACAACCAUUAUACCAUGUGCGCUCAGUUUCACCCCAAGGAUGAUCUGGUCGUUUCUGCGUCUUUAGACCAAUCUGUCCGUGUUUGGGACAUCUCAGGACUCCGCAAAAAACACUCUGCUCCUACAUCCAUGAGUUACGAGGAUCAGAUGGUCCGUGCCAAUCAGAAUCAGGCCGAUAUGUUCGGUAACACAGAUGCGGUGGUCAAAUUUGUAUUGGAAGGACACGAUCGUGGUGUUAACUGGGUUGCCUUUCAUCCUACAAUGCCACUUAUUGUCUCCGCCGGCGACGAUCGACUAGUAAAGCUCUGGCGCAUGAGCGAGACCAAAGCCUGGGAAGUUGAUACUUGCAGGGGCCACUUUCACAAUGCUUCCGGUUGUCUUUUCCAUCCUCACCAAGACUUGAUCAUAUCAGCUGGAGAGGAUAAGACUAUUCGGGUUUGGGAUCUAAAUAAGCGAACCGCCGUCCAGUCAUUUAAGAGGGAGAACGAUCGGAUCUGGGUCAUAGCAGCGCAUCCUGAAAUCAAUCUUUUCGCUGCUGGCCAUGACAAUGGUGUCAUGGUUUUCAAGCUUGAACGCGAGAGACCGGCUUCUACCACACACCAGAAUUUACUCUUCUACAUCACCAAAGAAAAGCAGAUUAAAUCAUACGAUUUCCACAAGAAUACAGAAAGCCCGACUCUGUUGUCUCUGAAGAAGCUAGGCAGUCCCUGGGUGACGCCCCGGACCUUGUCCUACAAUCCAGCUGAGCGAGCAGUUCUAGUAACGACGCCAGCUGAUGGAGGAUCGUACGAACUCGUCAGUCUGCCCAAAGAUGGUUCAGGCGCUAUAGAGCCAACAGAGUCAAAACGAGGCGCCGGUAACUCUGCCAUCUUUGUCGCAAGAAACCGAUUUGCUGUGCUUGAUGUUUCCAGCCAAUCCAUCGAUAUCAAGGACUUGUCAAAUAAUACCACUCGAUCUUUCAAACCACCUGUUGGAACUAGUGACAUAUACUUCGGAGGAACUGGCAGUCUUUUAAUCAUCACUCCAUCAGCCGUUCAUCUAUAUGACAUCCAGCAAAAAAAGAGCACUUCCGAGUUAGCAGUCAAUGGUGUCAAGUAUGUUGUAUGGUCUGCUGAUGGCUUGCAUGCAGCCCUUCUCAGCAAGCACAAUGUGACCAUAGUUACAAAGUCUCUUGAGCAAGUCAGUACUCUCCACGAAACAAUUCGCAUCAAAAGCGCGACUUGGGACGACACCGGGGUGCUCUUAUAUUCGACUCUGAACCACGUCAAGUACACCUUACUGAACGGUGACAAUGGUAUUGUACGGACUUUGGACCAGACUGUAUAUCUCGUUCGCGUGAAAGGGCGUAAUGUGUACUGCCUAGAUCGCACAGCCAAACCUCGGGUUCUUCAAAUUGACCCCACGGAAUAUCGCUUUAAACUUGCGCUUAUCAAGCGGGAUUACGAGGAGAUGCUUCAUAUUAUCCGCAUGUCCAGCCUAGUUGGGCAGUCUAUUAUUUCGUACCUUCAAAAGAAGGGCUACCCUGAGAUUGCUCUGCAGUUUGUGCAAGACCCGACUACCAGAUUUGAGUUGGCGGUCGAGUGUGGCAAUCUCAAUGUUGCCGUCGAGAUGGCUAAGGAGCUAGAUAAGCCAAAUUUUUGGGCAAGGCUGAGCUCCGAGGCUUUAACGCAUGGGAAUCAUCAGAUCGUGGAGAUGUGUUACCAGAAACUGAAACAAUUUGAUAAGCUGUCGUUCCUGUAUCUAGCUAUCGGUGACCACUCCAAGCUAGCUAGAAUGGCCAAGAUUGCAGAGCACAGGGGUGAUUUCACGUCUCGAUUUCACAACGCACUGUAUCUGUGCGAGAUUGAAGACCGAAUUCAACUUUUGAAGGAAGUCGAUCUUUACCCUCUUGCUUAUAUGACGGCGAAGUCACACGGGCUUAACGAGGAAUGUCAGGCAAUCCUGGAGGCGACCGGCGUUACUGAGGACCAACUUACUGUUCCCCGAUUGGGCAAGCACCUUACCACUCCAAGGCCAGUCGUACCGACCUUUCACGCCAAUUGGCCCACCAAGGCUGGCUCUCAAUCUUUCUUUGAAAAAGCACUUCUCGGCCAAGUUGAAGGUCUUUCCCUAGAUGGCGAAGCAGUUGCAGCCGAACUGGAGGAAAAUUCAGGGGACGAUGCUUCCUUCAAGCGACAUGUCGGCCUAGCAGAAGAUGAUGAUGAAGAUGCCGCUGGUUGGGAUAUGGGCGAUGAUGAUGGACCCGAAGCCGACAGCGAUUUUGUCAAUGUGGACAGUGCCGAGGCCAGUUGCGCCGGUAGCAACGAGGCAGAUCUAUGGGCGCGAAACUCACCUCUUGCUGUUGAUCAUAUUGCAGGAGGGUCUUAUGAAUCUGCCAUGCAGCUUCUGAACAGACAAGUUGGUGCUGUCGCUUUUCUCCCCUUAAAGAGUCGGUUUUUAGAGGUGUAUCGGUCAACAAAAAGCUUCUUACCUGCAUCGCCAGGGCUUCCACCCGUGGUAAAUUAUAUCCGCCGCAACGUCGACGAAACGGACCCGCGCCGAGUUCUCCCUAUCAUCCCGCGAGACUUGGAAUAUCUGGCAACCAAUGAUCUCCAAAGGGGCUAUGACUCGAUGAAAGCGAACAAAUUGGAAGAUGGCGUUAAGCUGUUCAGAGGCAUUUUGCAUGCCAUUCUGGUCAAUGCUGUUUCCAGCGAGGCAGAAGUAAUCGAGGCAAAGAAACUCAUUACUUCUGCAAGUGAGUACACGGUUGCAAUGGGCAUCGAACUUGCCAGACGAAAGCUGGGAUCCCCGGAGGCUUUGAUGCAAGACGCUAUGAAGCUCAAGCGGAGCUUAGAGCUGUCAGCAUACUUCACUAUUCCAAAAAUAGAGGUGCCUCACCGACAGCUGGCCCUCCUUAGUGCUAUGCAGUUGGCUGUCAAGAACAAAAAUUACAACUCAGCUCUAAACUUUGCAAACCGCAUAAUCGCAAACGGCGGUUCUACCAAGAUUGUGGAAAAUGCUCGGAAAACAAAACUUCAAUGCGAACGAAACCCUCACGAUGCGGUGGACAUCGAAUUUGACCAAUUUGCGGAAUUCGAAAUUUGUGCCGCUAGUCACACACCAAUCUACAGUGGUACUUCAUAUGAAGAGUGUGCUUUCGAUGGCUCUAAAUACCACACGAAGUUUAAAGGAACACUCUGCCGUGUAUGUGAAGUGUGCGAGGUUGGUAAGCAUGGCAGUGGCUUGAAGCUAUUUGCUUAG